This is a messenger RNA of Moneuplotes crassus, 982 nucleotides long. The record is from the annotation of a GenBank genome assembly. NCBI's taxonomy places the organism in Eukaryota, Ciliophora, Spirotrichea, Euplotida, Euplotidae.
UAUGAAUCAAAUGCUGUACGGUAAAAUAAACGAGAAUAGCGAUGCAUGUAUUCAGGAAGUCCCUGAAGAAAGCUUUCAAGACAUUUCUGAGGACGAGCACCAGGUUGUCCAGGAUGUCACAAUCACAACUGAGAAGGAAGUCAGCCUGAAUCAGUUAGUUAAGAGCGAAAUCUCUACACCUAUUGAAACCAAACAGAAUAAUAAAUAUCAUAGACAGAGAAGUAUCGAGAUGACGAUCCCUGAACAAAAUUUGGGAAGUGAUUUCAACCCUAUUACUUCAAAGGAGACUAGUGGGAAGAAUUCCUUGACAAAUGAGGAUCCUAAAACAAAUCCCUUUGAGGUAGACCAGGCUUUUAUCCAAAAAUGAUCAUCGCCCUCUAACAGGCAUAUUUUUAUCAAAUCUGGAGAUAACUCAUUGAGGAAUUCACAAAUCUUAAGGAACACAGCAAUGACUUCAUCGUUUAGUUCUAAAUUUUGGCAGUCUCAGAUGCAGAAUGCUCAUGCACAAGAAGAGCUUAACUGAUGAACUAAAAAUUAUGACCUUUGAAGGAACUCUUUGCAAUCUUUACAACAAAGAGAUGAGAUUCAAAUACUUUUGCAGAAAAUUUAUCAUUUGGAAAACGAGAAUUCAAUUCUCAAAAAUUCAAACAGAUAUUCGUUAGAAACUACCAAUAUCUCUCCUCCAACAUACAAUAAAAAGGAAAACCAAAAUCCAUCAUCUAAAUCCAAAUCCUCAAAUCCAGCCUCCAAAAACCUCGAUUCAAUGUCCAAAAAGCUCUCAGACCUCAAAUCCAAGGCACUCCACCCUCUCUAACCUCUCUAGCUUUCCAAAAAGGACAAAUAAGCUUAAAUUCCAAUCAGAUCUCAUCAAACGUCUCGAAACAGAAAAACUAAAACUCUCUGAAAAAUGGGUAAAACUCAGUUCAAAAUAACAAAAAUGAGCUUAACCUAAAACUCAAAAUUAAAGAACUAGGCAAGUUUG